CCAACAAAUGUGAAAUUCUUGUAUUUGUUCCAUUUGCUUCAAACCCUUCUUUGUGAAUUUUGAGAGUUUUUAAAUGUGUGUUUCUGUCUUUGCAAGAAUUUUUAAUCUUUAACGUUCCGCCCACAAUGGCAGGAGUAAUAAACGAUAAGUUUCGUUAUGUGUACAGUUCUGUUUUACAUCAUAAAGUAACAUUCAAACUAGGCACCCUCGAGGGGAAACUAUGGAAGCCAACUGCUGAAGAAAUUUUGAGAAAUCCUUUGUUGAAACAUACUGGAUUUUGUCAACCAGGAUGUGCUGACCUGUAUCUCAUCAUUCAGCUCUUUGAAAAUGGGGAGGCUUUGGCCAUACCCAAACAUAUAAUGAAGUCUUUUACUACAAGAUAUAACUUCAAUGAAUGGGUUCAACUACCGUUGUUGUACAGCGAUUUACCAGAAAAAACCAUAAUGAUUAUAAAUAUAUAUACUGCAGGAUUGAGGGAAGAAAACAUGAUUGUUGGAGGAACUGCAAUUCCAUUAUUCGACAAGAGCGGUCUAUUCAGACAGGGUAUUAUAGACUUGAGGAUUUGGACAGGUAUCGAGGCCGAUCCGAAACAUCCGGAGAAGACACCGUUCAGACCGAGCGAAGAUGGGCAGGAGAAAAUGCCGAGAUUGGCUGAACUGGUGAAAAAGCACCAAGCCGGACUUAUGCCCAAGGUCGAUUGGUUGGACAGAUUAACGUUCAGAGAGAUAGAGCAGACUAACGAGAGAGAGAAAAGAUUGUCUGAUCACCUGUAUUUGAUGGUUGAAUUCAUGGAUUGUAUGAUAGAUGGACAUUCACACAACAUUAUCUAUUUCGAGCAGAAUGGUGAGGAAGUGUACGCCAAGGAAAAGAACGACAUUAUAACUGUGCCUGACCCUGAAAUCGGGAAGGAAAACUUGGUAGAGAACAUGUACCACAAAAUUACACGUUCCAUGCGUAGUGGAUACUCCGACAGGGACGCCAAACCUAACGCCUACACCCGAGACUUCCUGAACAGAAUAGUGUCUUACCCCCCGACCAAACAGCUCACCAACGAGGAACAGGACAUCGUUUGGAAGUACCGCUUCUUCCUGAGCAACCAGAAGAAGGCCCUGUCAAAAUUUCUGAAAUGCGUCAGAUGGACCCAGAACAGCGAAGUGAACCAGGCCAUGCACAUGAUGGACAUCUGGGUGCCGAUGGACAUCGAAGACGCUCUCGAACUCCUCAGUUCCAGUUUCACCCACGUCGCCGCCCGUCGAUACGCCAUCACGAGGCUGAGCAAGGCUCCCGACGAAGACAUCAUCUUGUACCUGCUGGAGUUGGUGCAGGCGUUGAAGUUCGAGAACUUCGAGUCCAUCAAAAACGGCCUGAUGAGGCUGUCGAAGAAGCAAGAGUCGGCCUCCAAGACGGAAGAGAAGGAGGCCCAGUUGGUGCACAACGACAGCAAGGAGAGCAACAGCACGCUCACCGAGGAAAACGUGUUGCAGAAAUCUUCGGGCGAGGAGGGGGCUUGCGCCUUGCCGACGUUGACCAGUAAAUUGAAGGGGAUGGACCUGGCGGCCAGUAAUCUUGGGGAUUCGGCCAACACGGACACCUUGAAGAAUCAAUUCGACGACGAGGUACUCGAUUUGGCCUCGUUCUUGAUACAGAGGGCGUCUCAGAACACCGCGCUUGCGAACUACUUCUAUUGGUACCUGCUCUUGGAAUGCGAAGAUAACGAUAACACUCAGCAGGAUAAAGCCGUGCAGAACAUGUACCUGAACGUGAUGAAGAUGUUCAGGCAGACCCUCGCCCAGGGCAAUGCCGAGAUGCAGAACAGACGCAUCAUCCUGUCGAAACAGCAGAAAUUCAUCGACAGAUUGGUUAAACUCAUAAAGACUGUGUCUAAGGAACGAGGCGACAGAAAGAAGAAGAUUGAAGUACUGAAGCAACUUCUGGCCACUCCGGACUCAUCGAAAUUCUCCUUCACCAACUUCGAACCCAUCCCGUUCCCCCUCGAUCCGGACGUGACCAUCAGAGGCAUCGUGGCCGAGAAGUCGCUUCUAUUUAAAUCUGCUCUGAUGCCCUCCAAGCUGUACUUCGUCACGGAUGACGACAGGGAGUACGUGGCGAUCUUCAAGUACGGCGACGACCUGAGGCAGGAUCAGCUCGUGCUGCAGAUGAUCACGCUGAUGGACAAGCUGCUGCGCAAGGAGAAUCUGGAUCUGAAGCUGACGCCUUACAAGGUCCUGGCCACGAGCACCAAGCACGGUUUCGUGCAGUUCAUCGAUUCGAUAACUGUCGCCGAUGCGUUGGCCAGCGAAGGCAGCAUCCAGAACUACUUCAAGAAACAUCACCCGCAGGAGAACGGUCCUUAUGGCAUCGCCCCCGAUAUAAUGAAUACUUUUGUUAGGUCCUGCGCUGGAUAUUGCGUGAUCACGUAUCUGUUAGGGGUGGGAGACAGGCAUCUGGACAACCUUCUCCUAACCCCUUGCGGUAAAUUGUUCCAUAUAGAUUUCGGGUAUAUACUAGGUAGAGACCCGAAACCUUUGCCACCUCCGAUGAGGCUCAGUAGAGAGAUGGUCGAAGCUAUGGGAGGUGUAACCUCCGAACAUUACCAGGAGUUCAGGACGCAGUGCCACACGGCUUUCCUGCAUCUGAGAAGGCACGCCAACUUGAUGUUGAACCUGUUCUCCCUGAUGAUCAAGGCUAGUAUUCCGGAUAUCGCUCUGGAACCGGACAAGGCUGUGAAAAAACUGUUGGAGAAACUGCGUCUGGAAUUGAGCGAGGAGGAGGCUGUGCAAUAUAUCCAACAAUUGAUCGACGCGUCCGCGUCUGCGGUGAUGCCGGUUAUUGUAGAACAGUUUCAUAAGUUUACUCAGUUGAUGCGGAAGUGAAUUUGUGUUGCUUGUUUUGAACGUUUCGUGUUCGUUUACUGAAGACUGAGAUUAUCACACGAUAGGCUGGAUGGUACAUGAUUGUGGUGCGAAUGGUACGGUCUGUUUGUGUGAGGUCAACUUUUUGUAAUUAAUCAGAAUUAUACAUGAUUUUCGUGAUUUUUAGAUUCUCAUGUGGAAAUAUAUUAUUGGAAAACUAGUUUUAAUAAAUAUUUUAUAGAAAUUGAA
Messenger RNA from Coccinella septempunctata (seven-spotted ladybird), 3101 nucleotides. It is a transcript of the gene Pi3K59F, whose product is annotated as phosphatidylinositol 3-kinase catalytic subunit type 3. The transcript is spliced from 10 exons. Gene Ontology annotation, molecular function: 1-phosphatidylinositol-3-kinase activity. Gene Ontology annotation, cellular component: endosome; peroxisome; phosphatidylinositol 3-kinase complex, class III, type I. The record is from RefSeq and is a predicted model, not a curated record. Bases 126 to 2873 code for a protein of 915 amino acids. Gene Ontology annotation, biological process: autophagosome assembly; phosphatidylinositol-3-phosphate biosynthetic process; phosphatidylinositol-mediated signaling. NCBI's taxonomy places the organism in Eukaryota, Metazoa, Arthropoda, Insecta, Coleoptera, Coccinellidae.